Pelobates fuscus (common spadefoot toad) is the source of this 1189-nucleotide messenger RNA. It is a transcript of the gene MDK, whose product is annotated as midkine. The coding region runs from base 207 to 635 and encodes 142 amino acids. NCBI's taxonomy places the organism in Eukaryota, Metazoa, Chordata, Amphibia, Anura, Pelobatidae. The record is from RefSeq and is a predicted model, not a curated record. The transcript is spliced from 5 exons. Gene Ontology annotation, molecular function: growth factor activity.
GUCAGCUGAGCAGAUAAUUGAAGGGUUUCUGUCUGACUAGCUGAAACUAGUUAGAGGAACACAAAGGAUUGGGAGAUAACAGGCUACAAGCAGCAACUGCUCUUGUAGUGCCAACUCAACUCUCCAAGUAACUCUGUCCUGCUUUAUACCCAGCUAGAGAAGAGUAGGAGAUAAGGAGACGGUGGGAAAACAAUCAACAAGUAAGGAUGGAAUUGCGAGCUUUUUGUGUCAUUGUGUUGGUUGCCUUCCUUGCUGUGAGUUCCCAGGCAGCCAAAACCAAGAAAGAUAAGGGCAAAAAGGCUGCAUCGGACUGCGCAGAGUGGAAGUGGGGAAGUUGUGUCCCUAAUAACAAAGACUGCGGCAUUGGAACUCGGGAUGGGACAUGCAAAGAGGAGACUCGUAAACUUAAGUGCAAGAUUCCAUGCAACUGGAAGAAAGCAUUUGGAGCUGACUGCAAGUACAAGUUUGAGAGCUGGGGAGAAUGCAACACCGAAACUGGGGUGAAAAUCCGGACUGGAAUCCUGAAGAAGGCUAUGUACAACGCUGAAUGCCAGCAAACCGUGGAGGCCAGCAAGCCCUGUGCAUCUAAAACAAAGUCUAAAUCCAAAGGCAAGAAGGGUAAAGGGAAGGAGUAAAAGGUGACUUUGGCGCCCCCUGGAAGAUGUCAUGAGACCUGCACUCUCCCUGCAAGAGUGAUGGAAUCACUGUCUCCCCUUUACAACCUCUCCAAUGUGCACUCUCGCCUGUCCUGUGUCUCUCAUCUCCUCCCAAUUCCUGACCCUCCUCAAACUUAUAUUUUUAAUCACUAAUGAUUUCUAUUGUUUUUUUUAUGUUUUUGUUUGUUUUUUAUUUUUUGAGAAAAAUAAAUAAAUAAAAGGAAUCUUAGAAAAAAAGCAAGUGCCCCCCACUUUUGAUCCAGCUUAAAAAAAAAAAAAAAAAAACUGUGCUGCCCUAAACCUUUUGUAACUUCAGCCUACUGCUGUUUACAGGUACUUCCCAGUCUGUCUGCUUUUCUAUCCGCUUUGUAUCAUGUAUGCUCAUCCCUUUAAUAGCUGCUGUCCGCCUUAUCUCUAUUCACCCCCACAACAUGUAAAAACGUCAUACUUAAUGUGGCUUCUCGUUUCUCUACUUUUAGAAAGAUUCCUUUUUGGGUUUGCAUUUUUUUUUUAAAUAAAUGUACAGUUUUGAA